AUGACUGCCUUCCGUAUGGUAUGGUCAAUGCUGCUGGCUUCUUUGCUGUUGUCGCUCGUGGCGUCCUUCACUGCGCCCGCCGACGCCUUCUCCCCUCCUGCGGCAGGCCUCGGGGCGGACCACGGCUUCACCAAACGCUCGCUCUUCGACCCUUCCUGCACCGGUGUCUUCGACCGGCAGCUCUUGCGAAGGCUGAGCCGAGUGUGUGAUGACUGCUUCAACGUCUUUAGGGAACCCAACGUAGCUACAGAAUGCAGGAGUAACUGUUACAACAACGAAGUGUUCCGCCAGUGUAUGGAAUACCUUCUCCCGGCUCACCUUCACGAAGAGCAUAGACUAGCUGUCCAGAUGGUCGGGAAAUAG
Messenger RNA from Penaeus indicus, 363 nucleotides. RefSeq names its product crustacean hyperglycemic hormones 1. Lineage: Eukaryota; Metazoa; Arthropoda; Malacostraca; Decapoda; Penaeidae. Gene Ontology annotation, biological process: circadian rhythm. Gene Ontology annotation, cellular component: extracellular region. Gene Ontology annotation, molecular function: neuropeptide hormone activity. The transcript is spliced from 3 exons. The record is from RefSeq and is a predicted model, not a curated record. The coding region runs from base 1 to 363 and encodes 120 amino acids.